GUUGUGGUUGGCUUCAGUCAGCACCUAAGGCAAGUACACAACGUUCGGAACACUGAGGAGAGGAUUCUCCUUUGUAAUUGGCAGUCGGGCCGUGUCAAUAUCAGGCAGGAGCGGUGUCCAGUGACAGGAUGCUCCACCCAUGUCAGCAGGCUGGACCGGCAUAUGUACUCCCAUACAGAGCUCAACAGAGCACAGAGGAGACGGGCUUUAGAGGAGGUGAAGAGACGUCUGACGAUGGAGAGGCUGGCGGCAUUGAGGGUGUCGAUCCCUGCCAACCCAUUGGCCACCGAUUUUGAUAUUGUGGAGACUGUGAGGCAAGAAGAAGAGGAGGAUAACUUUUUAGAUACUUUUGCAGAGGAAGAGGAGGAAGAGGGCUGCACUAAUGAUUACUACCACUGCCAAGCACCACUUUUGAGGCUGCAGAAAGCUGUGCAAGAGAGGGAUGAGGCCCUGACCAAGAAAAGUGAGACCAUCAUAUCCAUCAAAGAGGACAACCUGAAGCUGAUCUCUGAGCUGCAUAGAGGGAGGAAGAGGUACCAGCUACUGAAAAGGAAGAUGGGGAUUCUCAGGGUGAGUCCGGCAAAGGAGAGGUCGGCAAAGAGGUCCCUCAGCUUUCAUGCCGAGGCAGACACAGCCCAAGAGGAGCUGCAGCUGGACCAAGUGACAGGUUCAGGGGACCAGACAGAGGAGGCUACAACGUCCGGAUCUGGCAGCAUACUUAUCUUCCCGGGCUCUGCCAUUAGUAAGUACUGUUUCUUUAAAUAGUGGCAAGUGUUUGUGUUGGAAAGUUUUUUUUUUAAACAGCCUGACUGAUUCAUGUUGCCUCAUGAGAUUGUAAUUAUUGUCUAAAAUGUUAUGUUUCUUUGACAGGUGUGUUUCUUGAGGGAUUCAGGAAGACCUGUGAGGGCCCCAAUCCAAAUUAUAAACUAAGGGAAAAUUGUGCUGGAAAGAUCAAAAGGGUGACGCAAUUUUUGAACUACAUGGCGAAGGAUGAGACCUACCAGUCCAAUCUCCUUUUCCUCACUAACCAUGACAAAAUAAGGGGGUAAGCAGAGUUCUUUCUUUUUAGUCUCAUCAGCGUUCAUUAACUCUCUCGUUGUCCUAGGGUCAAAAUGACCCGCCACUGUGUUGAACCAACUUUAUUUAAUUUUUAUAUUUUUUGGAUCAUUUGUGAGAAGGAGGCAGUGAUACUUUCUUUAAAGUCUCACUGCCUCCUUCUCACAAAUGAUCCCAAAAAUAUUAAAAUAAAAUAAAGUUGGUUCAACACAGUGGCGGGUCAUUUUGACCCUAGGACAACGGGAGGGUUAACAAUGCAGUAAUUGAUUGUAUGAUGUGUGUGUGUGUGUGUGUGUGUGUGUGUAUGUUAUUUUUGAUGGGUUCAAUCCCUCCAAAAGACAAAGGCAAUCACCACAGUCAACCACUACACCUUGACUGUCGGCGCCUUUCUUAAAUAUGCCGAGGAGACCCCUCCACCUGCAUGCCGGCUGACGAAAAAUCAAUGGAAGGGGAUCAACCAGUUGAUGAAGGGGAUCAACAAGUCCAUGAAACGCCCAGUUUCCAUUCACCAGGUAAAGGUUAAAGAGAGCAAGGAAGCCAAGGUGGUUUCCAGAAAGACCCUGCUGGAGUGCCAGUCUCUUGCCAAGGCCAAUAUCCCAGAAGUGCUGAGUAAGUGUUUCUAAAUCUGUGAUGUCACUGUUAUUACACACUUAUAAACGUCAGACAUGUAUAGAGUGCAGUGUGAAGAUGCCUGUUAUUAUUUUCAUGUCCCCCACAGAAACCUUGGAAGAAACAAGGACACAGAAAAAUCAGUACCAGUUUUAUGGAUACCUGUGUGCCUAUUUUACCUCCUUAUACGGCCAUAAACCGGGCCUGUAUAAAAAUAUGUUGGUGAAGGAGGUGGAGGAGGCAAAAUGUGACCAGUCUGGGAUGUAUCUCAUCAGUGUAAGUCUUUAAACGUACACCUGAAUGUGUUUAUUUGUUUGUUUGGUUGGUUGGUUGUUUUUGGAAACAAUUGCAGUCGCCUUUGCGUCAUUUGUGUGUUUUUGUGUGUUUUUUUCUGUUCAAUUUCUAAUAGGUGGGGGAACACGAAACGAAUAGAGACCAUGGCAUGGUCCAGAUGUCGCUGACAAAGGAUGAGUACACUUGGUUUUCAGACUUCCUCAAAUUCAAGCACUGCCUCCCAGGGGGAAAGAAGUCCCAGCACUUCUUUUUCAAUUCUACAAGCACUCAGCUCAAGAACCUGCCUGCCUACCUGAGGGAGGUGUGGAAGGAGAUGGGUCUGCCUGAAACUCCUACCUUCACUGACCUGCGGACCUCCAUUGUCACUCAUGUAAAUCAGAUUAGAUAUGAAUAGAAGUAUUGUAAGAUCCUAUUCCACUGUUGUCUGAAAUAAUAUCAAUUUAAAAAAAAUAUUUGUGUGUGUGUGUGUGUCUUUUUUGCUUGUGUCUUACAGGUCAAAAACAUGCUCCCGAAGGCUGACAGGGAAAGGGUGGCCAACUUCAUGUGCCACGACAUCCAGACGGCAGACAAAUUUUAUGCCAUCAAUUUAAAUCCGGCCCAAGCCAGUGAAACCAGGGCACUCUUCCAGGCAGCACUAAAGGGAGAAGAUACCUCUGUCGCCGCAUAGAACCAGGCCUCCACCUCUUCAAAAAGAAAGCGGAAGGCGGGAGAGGAGGACUCCCUCUCCGAGGGGAGCACCACCCCCGAAAAGACCAAGGUGAUGUACCAGUAGUCUGGCACGUCCUCCAGGGACUCGGAGGAGGAAGAGGUCGAGGAUGAGGAACGGACGGCCAGACAACCUGUGGUAAGAUCAGCUAUUCCGACACCACACAUUACAUUACGAAAAUGUGCUUGUAUACCAUGUAACAGUCAAACGUGCAUUUUUAUAUAUAUAUAUAUAUAUGUUCUCUUUUGUGUUUGCUGUGCCUGCAGACACCCUCCAAGUUGUCCAUGCCUGAGCUGGAGCAGUACCAUACCCCGAGCAAGAAGCAGCUGAUCCGCAGGCGCCGCAUGGUGGUCGCCCUCACCUCCCCCAUUGUCACGAUGCAA
Messenger RNA from Coregonus sp. 'balchen', 3048 nucleotides. The record is from the annotation of a GenBank genome assembly. NCBI's taxonomy places the organism in Eukaryota, Metazoa, Chordata, Actinopteri, Salmoniformes, Salmonidae.